CUUUCCUACCUACAUCCUUUACAUAAUGAACCUUCAGGUCCCUAACGCAAUAGCUGCUACCGCUUCUAAAUCAAGUGCGAACCAUAGUUAGUAACAGUUACGAUAAUGCAACCUUCCUUUUUCGUACUGAGCGACAACGUCAAGAUAACCGAAAGCUAUUUAUAUAAGUAGUUGAGUGGAUACUUGCCCUUUAAAAUGCAAGUUAAAGUUUUCACCUUAGAGAAGAGGGUUCUCCAAUACAGAGCUGCUGUCUCAGGUUUACUGGUGGCUUUCUGUAGUGGGUUAAUCUUAGGAUGGACAUCGCCGUAUUUGCCCACUCUUCUAUCCGAAGACUCGCCAAUCUCAAUGACGUCAGAUGAAUCGUCUUGGGUGGGAACCUCUUACCUGUUGGGCGGACUGUGCGGCAGUCUUUUGCUGAGCGUCGUUGGGCGUUCAAUUGGAAGAAAGACGAUUUUAUUGUGGUCGAGUGUUCCAUUCUGCACGUCAUGGAUAGUAAUCGCUUUUGCAAACUCUCUACCGGUACUUUUAAUUGGUCGAAUUAUAGGAGGCAUCUGCCAAGGCUUGGCGUUUGCGACUCUUCCGAUGUAUUUAAGUGAAGUCUCAGAUAAAGAAAUUCGGGGAUUGUUGUGUUCAUCGGUAUCUAUCGCCCUUUUUUUGGGCGUAAUGGUAAUCAAUAUGAUCGGCGUGUAUAUGACUAUCCAAACUUCGUCGUUGGUUUGUCUAAUAGUACCACUUCUCCUCUUCUUUACUUUCGUUUGGAUGCCCGAAUCGCCGAAUUACUUACUGAUGAGGGGUAAACAUGAGGAAGCAAGACAGAGUCUUACUGCGUUAAAAGGACGAGAUGACGCCGACCGCAACUUGGACGUACUUGUAAAAGUUAUCGAGGAAGAACGGUUAAACAAAACCAAUUUCCUUUCCAUGCUCGAGAAGAAUAACAGACGAAAGUUGCUGACGUUAGUAGGACUACGUGUAACCCAACAAUUCAGCGGAAUUACCGCUUUUAACAUUUACACGCAAACAGUUUUUCAGGAAGGCGCCGAUUCAAUCUCGCCGCUGUUGGGAACAGUAAUUCUAUAUACAAUACAAAUUGUGUUUUCUGUCUUGAGCUCACUAUUGGUAGACAAACUCGGCAGAAGACCUUUACUGAUAACAUCUACGGUAGGAGCAAUCUGUGUGUUACUGGUGGGAGGUUCAUUCUUUUUGGUUCGAGAUGUGGCCGACUUGGACACUUCCCACGUUUCUUUCUUACCAGCGCUGAUUUUGAUCGCUUUCACAUUCAGCUACAGUUUAGGCUUACAAGCAAUGCCCAGUUUCAUGGCCUCCGAACUAUUUACCACAAAUUUGAAGCCUUACGCUUGCACCGUCGGCGACGUAAUGUAUUAUGCAUUUGGAGCGAUUGUUUCUAAAUACUUCCAAGUUACUAAAGAUAAUUAUGGCCUUUACGUACCUUUCUGGAGCUUUGCAAUAUGUUGCAGCAUGGGACUCGUAAUAAUUGUAAUGUUUAUGCCUGAAACAAAAAACAAAACAUUGGAGGAUAUACAAGCGGAAUUAAAUCAUUAAAGAAUCAGUAAACAGUUUUAAAAGUUA
Messenger RNA from Photinus pyralis (common eastern firefly), 1587 nucleotides. Its product is annotated as facilitated trehalose transporter Tret1-like. Gene Ontology annotation, molecular function: transmembrane transporter activity. The transcript is spliced from 2 exons. The record is from RefSeq and is a predicted model, not a curated record. Gene Ontology annotation, biological process: transmembrane transport. Gene Ontology annotation, cellular component: membrane. Lineage: Eukaryota; Metazoa; Arthropoda; Insecta; Coleoptera; Lampyridae. Bases 196 to 1560 code for a protein of 454 amino acids.